Messenger RNA from Sporothrix schenckii 1099-18, 1125 nucleotides. RefSeq lists its product as uncharacterized. Gene Ontology annotation, cellular component: nucleus. Gene Ontology annotation, molecular function: phosphoric diester hydrolase activity. NCBI's taxonomy places the organism in Eukaryota, Fungi, Ascomycota, Sordariomycetes, Ophiostomatales, Ophiostomataceae. Bases 1 to 1125 code for a protein of 374 amino acids. The record is from RefSeq and is a predicted model, not a curated record. Gene Ontology annotation, biological process: DNA repair. The transcript has 2 exons.
AUGGACGAGCUGGCCUUGCGCCAACUCAACGGGGACGAAGACGAGGACGAGGCCUUGAGACGCGCUUUGGCCCUUUCCAUGGGCGAUACUGAUGGAGCACCCGGAACAAGCGGUGCCCAUAGCGACUCUGGCGCCAAAUCACGUGUCCACGUGAGGUCGCUAUCCGAUGCCACUACAGCGUCCACCGCGUCCACCGCGUCGCUAACGCCGCCGCCACCCAGGCCAGAGAACAGUGAUGCAUCACCAAAAAGUGCUGCGGACCUCACGAAACCAGAUGGGCCGACUGCAACGGAUGCACCUGCUGGUCCGAUCGAUGCUGCUGCUACAGCGACUGCACCUGCCAUGUCGCUGCUCAAUCUCGAUCGAAAGGCCAUGGAGGCAGAGCGCUUGGCGCGCCGACAGAAAGCUCUGGAGGCACAGCAGUCUCAAAGUGUUAUUGCAACGGGGGCAGAGGCAAGCAAAGACAAUACUCAACAUCUGUUAAAGAAGGAAGGCCAUGUAGCCCAGCCGUGGAAACUGCAACUGUCGCCCAAAAAGAGAAAGGCAGAAGGUGAUAUUAUCGUCAUCGAUGAUGACGAUGACGACGAAACCGAGAAUGCAAAGGGCGACGACAACGAAGGAAAAAAAGGAAGCGACGACCGAAGAAGAGAAAUUCAGCAACCCAAUUUAUAUCCCGUUCCCAGACGACGCAAGAUCGAUUUGGAGGAAAGCGGAAGCGGAAAGAGCACAGCAACGUCAUAUGCUCGCGAAAGUUUCAAAGGUCAGCUGGCUGGCCCUUCGGGUGCAGUUCUUUCCGCACCGCCAUCGCCCCACCUUCCUUACGCCAGAGGUGUGGUGAAGAAAACCUGGGUGCGCGGUCAGCCGCGGCGCGGUGACGACGUCACGAUCGAAGAAGUUUGGCAAAGGGACACUCUGGAACUGGCUGUACUCAGCUCCUUCCAGUGGGACGAAAAUUGGAUGAUGUCGAGACUGGACAUGCGACGGACACGCGUCAUGCUGAUUGCAUAUGCCGCCGACGAUAUUCAGGUGCGUUCUCUGCUUUACAGUCAGCUCCGGUGUGCCAGAACUUUGUUGUCAGCGCCAUAUUUCAUCGCCCCCGGCGCUUCAGUAGCGGCUUCAAAGUGA